Molecule: messenger RNA, 1005 nt
Organism: Aureobasidium musti
Lineage: Eukaryota; Fungi; Ascomycota; Dothideomycetes; Dothideales; Saccotheciaceae
Source: the annotation of a GenBank genome assembly
AUGGUACAACACGGUACAUUUGGAACCAAGCUUCCAGUAACAGCCUCCCAUGAAGGUGCCGGCACAGUAGUCGCAGUCGGAAGCUCUGUCAAGAAUUUCAAGCUCGGAGAUCGUGUCAUGUGUGGGCUACCCUAUCAUCCUUGUGGCCAUUGCCAGGAUUGCCAUGGUCCGGAGACCUGGAGACAGUACUGCACCAACAUCGCAGGACAUUCGGGCGUACAUAGAAACGGUUUCUUUGCCGAGUAUGCGCUUGUGGAUUCUAGAAGCUCGACUCCGAUUCCAGAUGAGGUCACACUGGAGAGUGCGGCACCACUUGCAUGUGCAGGUCGAACAAUCUGGAGAGGUGUAUUAGAAGCUAACCUCAAAGCUGGCGAGUGGCUUGCCAUAGUUGGUUCUGGAGGUGGUCUCGGCCACUUAGGCAUCCAAUUCGCAAAAGCACUCGGCCUCAAUGUCGUCGGUGUUGAUGCUAGAGAUGAAGGACUUGCCAUGUCCAAAGAAAAUGGUGCCGAUGUGGUCAUUGAUGCACGCAAAGGCAAAGACAGUGUGGUUGCAGAAGUACAAAAGGUAAGUUUCCUCUACUCUAUGCAAAUCAGGUCUUUUCUCACGUACUGUCAAACANNGGUGACUGGAGGUGCUGGCGUUGACGCAUCAAUCACUCUGAGCGAUGCUGACGAUGCUGCUGGAAUGGCGUGUGCUAUAACGAAGAUGCAUGGCUGUAUGGUGAUGAUUGCACAACCAGACAAUGUCACUAUACCCUUCGCGGAAUUUAUUUUCCGUGACAUCAGAGUCAAAGGCUCUUUGCUAUGUUCACCUGAGCAGAGUGUAAGCAUGCUCAAGUUUGUCGCAGAGCACGGGAUCAGAGUAAAGACCAAUCCCUUCCACGGCCUCGACAAGAUUGGAGAUUUGGUUGAUCUGGUACAUGGAGGAAAGAUUCAAGGCAAAGCGAUUAUUGUGGUUGACGAAGAACAGAUCAAGAAAGAGAAGGAAUUGGGAGCUAAGUUUUGA